Messenger RNA from Aspergillus pseudonomiae, 1122 nucleotides. Its product is annotated as NAD(P)-dependent alcohol dehydrogenase. Gene Ontology annotation, cellular component: mitochondrion. Bases 1 to 1122 code for a protein of 373 amino acids. The record is from RefSeq and is a predicted model, not a curated record. Gene Ontology annotation, molecular function: oxidoreductase activity. The transcript is spliced from 2 exons. Lineage: Eukaryota; Fungi; Ascomycota; Eurotiomycetes; Eurotiales; Aspergillaceae.
AUGGCUCACUCACUCCCCACUUCCAUGAAAGCAUGGACGUUCACUCGUGCAGGCUCCGCUGAACGAGUCCUCCAAUUAUCCCAACAGCACCCCAUUCCCACCCUAGGCACCAGCACUGAUGUACUCAUCCGCAUAACCCAUGUGGCCCUGCACCCCGGCACAACCAUAAUGAUGAACCUUAUCCCAUGUAUCUUUCGAACAACGCCCUGCAUUGCAGAAACAGACUUCUCGGGAGUGAUCAUCGAAACGGGCAAGGAGGUCCCAGUUACCCCCAGCCCAGACAAUGCGCACCGGUACUUCCCGCCCGGGACGCCUGUAUUCGGGUCCAUUCCCGUCGGGCAACAUCUGAAAGGUGCCGGAGCCUUGGCAGAGUAUCUCGUUGUGGAUGUGAAUUGCAUCGCUCGCAAACCAGCCAAUAUCUCAUUCGCGCAGGCGGCGGGUUUACCCGUCUCGGGUACAACUGCUCUCACACUUAUGGAUGCUGCGGAUAUCCGACCCAGUGAUCGGGUACUCGUUAAUGCUCCCAGUGGGGGGAUCGGACACCUCGUCACGCAACUUGUGUCUCAGAUUGUCGCCGACGAGGGGCGUGUUGUAGGUAGGUGCUCUGCUGCUUCUUUUGACGUGGCGAAAACGCUCGGUUGCGAUGAUGUUGUGGUAUACGACACUUCGGGUGACUCAUCUACCACUACGGCCAGGGAGGUAUAUGGGGAUGAACCAUUCGACAAGGUCAUCGAUGCCCGUGGAUCUCAGGAUCUGUGGCAUUCCUCGCCUGCAAUUCUGAAACCUGGAGUGGACCACACGUAUACAUCGGUUGGACCGGUGCUGGAAUCUUAUACUUACUUGGGCAUGUUUGCAUGUCUGCUGAAAAUGGGGUUGAAUAAUUUCCUGCCUGUUUGGGCGGGCGGGGUAGACCGGCAGUAUAGACAGGUUACAGCUGUGGUUAGUACGGACAAGCUUGAGAGGCUAAGAAAGCUAUGUGAGGCCGGUCAAUUGGGUGUUUUGAUAGGAGAUACAUGGUCAUUCGAGGAUGCUGUUCAGGCAUUCCACGUUAUGGCUGGCAAGCAUGCAAGGGGAAAACUGGUAAUAUGUGUUGCGGAUCCGAACGGACAUGCUGAGGAGUAA